Trichomonas vaginalis G3 is the source of this 492-nucleotide messenger RNA. Its product is annotated as RNA polymerase II transcription regulator recruiting protein. Lineage: Eukaryota; Parabasalia; Trichomonadida; Trichomonadidae. The transcript has a single exon. Bases 1 to 492 code for a protein of 163 amino acids. The record is from RefSeq and is a predicted model, not a curated record.
AUGGCUAUUUGUGAUCAAUCAAUGAUGAACAUCAAGUAUUUAAUGCUUCCAAGCAUUUUCACACUUCCUUUUCCAACAUAUCAAAAAAUUCCUGAAAUCAUUCAUCAAUCAAUCCAAAUACCAUCUUCUGAUGAUGAAUCAACAACCAGGAAUGAUGUAGAGCAACCACAUAAGAUAUCUGUAAAAGGAUCCUGGUCUCAGGAAGAAGAUGCCUUACUCAAGAAAGCAGUUCUUAGUCAAUCACCAAUUCUUUGGGAUAUUGUUGCCGAACAAGUUCCAGGAAGAACUGCAAUACAGUGUAAAAAACGUUGGCUCUAUAGGUUACAUCCAGAAGUUAAGAAGACACGCUUUGAGAAGUGGGAAGAUGACUUGAUCAUUGCCGAAAGAAAGAAACAUGGCAAUCAUUGGACAUUAAUAGCUACAAAACUUCCUGGCCGUACAUCAUGCGCUGUUAAGAAUCGAUGGUAUUCAGUACUUAGAAAUAGAAAUUGA